Closterium sp. Naga37s-1 is the source of this 2169-nucleotide messenger RNA. The record is from the annotation of a GenBank genome assembly. NCBI's taxonomy places the organism in Eukaryota, Viridiplantae, Streptophyta, Zygnematophyceae, Desmidiales, Closteriaceae.
AUGAGCUUGCACAACAGAAGCAGCGGUGGCAACGCGUCCCCUCUCCCGCCACUCAACGCCCUCUCCUUCUUCCUCCAGCACCCAGCAUUUGCCUUUGCCUCUGCCCACGAUAGUCAGGAAGGAGAGCACGCGGAGCAUCAAAGAGAGCCCGCAAAGGGAUUUGAAGGGUUAGGAUCAGCAGCCAGAGCGAAUGCAGACUCAGCAAGCGCCACGAGCGAUCCACGGAGCAUUCCAUCUAUUUGGCACUGGCAGCAACACCGGGAGCAGCAGCAGCAGCAGCAGCAGCACAGGGAGCAGCAGCAGCAGCACAGAGAGCAGCAGCAGCAGCAGCAGCAGCAGCAGCAGCAGCAGGAUCAGGAGGAGGAGGAGGAGGAAGAGGAGGAGGAGGAGCAGCAGCAGCAGGAGGAUGAGGAGGAGGAAGAGGAAAAAGAGAGGAGGCAGUUAAACAAGCUACCAUGGAAGCACCAGCGCCAUGCACCAGGAAUGGAUGGGAAGCUGCUAGAUGCACACAAGGACUGGCAGGUCACCCACCACAGCAGCAGACUCGCCCGUGAGGAAAUGUUUUCCCCCGACCGAGGCACAGAUCAGCAUGAUAGCAAGGGGUUGGGCCCAGCACUCUCUCUAGAGCUGUCGUUGCGUGCGGCACCUCCAAGCAACCCAUUGCACCACUCUCCAGUCGACAGGGCUCCACCCAGCAUUGCAAGCACCAGUAUAGCAGCGUCAGAUUCUCCUGAAGGGAGCCAGCAGCAGCGGUCGCAGCAGCUGAAGCAGCAGCAGCAGCAGCAGCAGCAGCAGCAGCAGCAGCAGCAGCAGCAGCAGCAGCAGCAGCAGCAGCAGCAGCAGCAGCAGCAGAAGCAGCAGCAGCAGCAGCAGCAGCAGCAGCAGCAGCAGCAGCAGCAGCAGCAGCAGAGCCACGGGCCCAGAUACGAUCUUGUCGAAGCAGAAGAGGGAAGUGGUGUCGCUGCUGCUGUGUCAACCGCUGCAAUGGGUGGUGGUGGUGGUGGAAGCAGUGGGUUGGUUUUCAAGAGCAGUGGCCGCCUAGCUUCUGGGGAAGGGACUGGUAUGGUUGGGCGUUUUGGGGCGGGGACUGAAAUGAGUGGAGGUGGGGAUGUGACGAGAAGCGAGUGGCAGGUGGUAGGGUCUGAGAAUGCAGCGGAGGAGGAUGAAAGAUGCUCUGACGAGCUGCAAGGAGGAGGGGGAGGGGGAGGAGGAGGAGGAGGAGGAGGAGGAGGAGGAGGAGGAGGAGGAGGAGGAGGAGGAGGAGGAGGAGGAGGAGGAGGGGAAGGGAGCGAGAGAGGGGGUGGGGGUGGGGGAGGGGGAGGGGGAGGUGGUGGGGCGAACAAAGGGGGAGCACCUAGAACAGGAUGGGGGGCAGUAGCUGGCACGGGUUGGAGUCUGAGGGGAGCAGGGGAGGAAGGAGGGCGGGUGUUGCAGCGUGUGCAAGCGACGUGCUCAGGCUACUCAGGCGCUGUUGUUGCUUCCUGCCUCGAUCGUUGCACCCCUCCCUUCUUCCCUGCCUCCCUCGCUCCCUGCCUCCUUGCCUCCGUCCCUCCCUGCCUCACCUUUUCUCUCCCUCUCUGCCUCCCUCCUUCUCUCCUUCUCUACAUCCUCUCUCUUUCCCUCCCUCCCUCCCUCCCUCCCUCCCUCCCUCCCUCCCUCCCUCCCUCCCUCCCUCCCUCCCUCCCUCUUUCCCUCCCUCCCUCCCUCCCUCCCUCUUUCCCUCCCUCCCUCCCUCCCUCCCUCUUUCCCUCCCUCCCUCCCUCCCUCCCUCCCCUCCCUCCCUCACUCCCUCCCUCCCUCCCUCCCUCCCUCCCUCCCUCCCUCCCUCCCUCCCUCCCUCCCUCCCUCCCUCCCUCCCUCCCUCCCUCCCUCCCUCCCUCCCUCCCUCCCUCCCUCCCUCCCUCCCUCACCUCCCUCUCUUCCUCCCUCCCUCCCUCCCUCCCUCCCUUCCCAAUUCCCCUCCCCCCUUCUCUCCAUCUGACCCUCCCUCCCCAUUCUCGCUCAUCAUCGCGCUCCUCUCAUCUCUCCACCUCCCAUCGCCCCAUCACUCCCAACCCUGCAGCAUGCGGGCAGGGAGGAUCGCAAUCCGGGCACGACCAUCUUCAUAGACGGGCGCACGCUCACACAGUGGAGGCGGGCCAGACAGGGCACGUGAGACAAGGCACAUGA